Messenger RNA from Kwoniella botswanensis, 2838 nucleotides. RefSeq lists its product as uncharacterized. Lineage: Eukaryota; Fungi; Basidiomycota; Tremellomycetes; Tremellales; Cryptococcaceae. The transcript is spliced from 4 exons. The record is from RefSeq and is a predicted model, not a curated record. The coding region runs from base 1 to 2838 and encodes 945 amino acids.
AUGGAGCGAUCAUCCUCUCAGCGAGACCUUCGAUCCGAACGUCUAUCUCGAACGCCUUAUACUCGACCUGAACCUUCCAGGCUGAGGAAAUCGGCUUCUAUGACUCCCUUUGCAACACUCAAAUCAAUAGUCAACUACGUAUCCUCCCCUUUCACGCGAACUUCGUCUUCAUCUGCCGUCCUUCCUACUCAUUCUACCUCCAAUGAAUUAGCUGUGAGAGUACCGGAUGUGGAUAUCGACCAAAGGUCCGAAUCGGGUUCAGAGGAUGAAUGGAAUGGUGAACCACCAUCCAAGUUGGAAGGUCAGGAUAUCUUUUCUCUGGCCGCUGCAGCCGGCAGAGGAGGUGAUGAGUUCGACAAGAGGGCAGCAAGCUGGAGGAAUAAAGGUGAAGUCCUAGGUGGGAAAAGGCAAUUGAAUAGAUUAGCCCUUCAAAAUUCAUCUUCCGAACUCAAACAACUUGAACCUUCUACACCUACUGCACCAGGCCAUUUCAACUUCCUUAAAUCAUCACCCUCCAUGCCUGCUUUAUCCCAAUCUUCAACGCUUCAAAUACCUUCCGCAUCAACCAAAAGACCCCGAUCGCCGCUCGCUGGUCCCGAAUUCAGCAGCUCGGCAUUACCUCAGAGAACACCCUUGCCUUCUUCCUUCGUCAAUCCAGCACCUACUACGCCGGCCAAUACCCAAGAUUUAUCAUCUUCCGCUUCUUCAGUGGCCUUAACAGCGUUCUUAGAAGCCAAAAAGGGUCAACAGAUGACUCCCGAAGACUUCAGAGUUAUCGAGACUCUGACUGAAAAUAUGAAAGCUGAAUCUCAUCUACCUGGUCAAACCCCGCCAGAAAAGAAACAUGGUGGAUGGGCAGCUGGAUCUUAUCCCUCCGGUUCGGCGAUCAAAUCAUCUCAAUCUUUCGCAUCAUUCAAUACUCCUGAUAAAAGGACGGAAAAUGGAAAUGCUCAAACACCCGGUACGGUAUUUUCUGUUGGCUCAACCACACCUAGGUCGAUAAAUCAAUCUAGUCCUUAUAGACAGAGAUAUCUUGGACCUGGUAUGUCACCAAGAAGGAUGUUUCCUCAACCUAAGAAAUCAAAUUUGAAACCUCUUUUCAACUUUGGAGCUGAGGAAGAAGAUACUUCGAAAGGAAAAAAGCGCAAAACAAAUGAUGAGGAAGAAGUCAUGGAUGUCGAUCAAAAUACGUCUAGUACUAGCAAGGGUUUAUCAUCAAGCGCUUCAAUGCCUUCUCUUUCAGCUUUCUCGGACCCCUCCGCAAAUGAUAAGGGUAAAAACAAACUAUCUGUUCCUUCACAUACACCGGCUAGACCUUCACCGUUAAGUCGAAAUAUCUCGUCGCCCGGAUCAGUCACCUCUACUACACCUGUUGAUGAGAAAGCUAGAAAGAAAGCUGAGGCCGAGGCAGCGGGGAAAAAGAGAGCUGCGGAGAUCAUUAUGGAUAUAAUAGAUGAAGAGAUUGGACCUGUUAUACCUACUCGAAAAGCCGAACCAGUCAUAUUCAACCCAUACGAUCGAACCUCCCUCAAUCCCUCUCCAGCACCUGCUGUACCUCUCACUGUACCCAGUACGGCUUUUGCUGGAUCUACACCUAGGAAAUCGAAGGGCUCCUUCUCACCUGCACGAAGGACUCCUGCGAGAGGUGCUGCGGCGAAAUUGGAGUUGCAUAAAGAAGCUAUGAAGGGUAGUAAGCCGUUAACCACCAUUGAGAGAAUCCAGGGUGUGAAACCGUGGGAAAAGGCUGGAAGCCCCGUUAGGUCUAGUAAGGAUAGAGUCGAAACACCCACGCCGGAUGAAGAUAUAAUAGAAAUUGACGAGCUUGUCGACGAAUCUGAAGCCUCAUCAUCUCGAGCACCUACACCUGCUCCUGCUCCCGUAUCAGCUCCUCCCAUACCUCCAGCGGCAGCUGUAGCCAAGAUUCCAGCAGCAGAGACGUUCAAACCUUUCAGUCCACCUACAAUCACAUUCAACAAUCAACCUCCACCUCAAUCACAACCUGCCGUUAAUGCUGUCGAUACGUCCGCAUUCGAUUCACCCAUGAGGAAAUCUAUCAUUCAACAAUCGUCAUCCUCAGGUGAGGGGACUAUUCCUAAACCUACUUUCUCAUUCAACGAACCAUCUCCUGCACCUUCGCCUGCUGACGAGGAAAUGCAAGAAGAACGAAGAGAGGUCACAGAGAAGCCUGGUACUGGCGAGAAUAGUAAAUUGGAUUUGAACAGAAUAUACCUCUCCGCGAAAGAUUCCGCAUUGAAGAUAUCAAAACCAGCUUUACCUUUCUUUACAUUUACUUUACCACCUCGACCAUUGGAAUCCACUCCGAAGAAGGAAGUAUUGGAGGAAGCCAAAAAGCGGGAUCAACCUACUUUCGAAUUCAGCCUAACAGCAUCUUCCACCACCAAGGUGACUGCUCCUGCUGCUGAAACUCAGUGGACUUGUGGGACUUGUAUGUUGAAGAAUCCAGAUAGUGCGAAAGAAAAAUGUACGAUUUGUGAAGAACCUAGACCUAAAGCUAGUUCGGCAGCAAGCAGUGUAUCCAGCACUUCGACUCUAGUACAACAAGCCAAGAAGAACGAUGAUCAAUGGAUUUGUGGGACAUGUAUGUUGAAAAAUCCCGAUAGUGCAAAGGAGAAAUGUACGAUUUGCGAUGCUCCUCGACCCGCAUCAACCCAAACAUCCAGCAGUGGCGGUAAAACUUCGGGUCAAAGUGGAUUCACAGGAUUUGCAAGUGGCUUCGGACCUAAGAAGACGGAAGGUACUUGGACGUGUCCUAUGUGCAUGUUACAGAAUCCUGAGAGUGCGAAAGACAAGUGUACGAUAUGUGAUACACCUCGAUAG